CUACACAAAAUAACAAAAGAUGAAUAUAUUUCUUUUUAAUUAACUAAUUUCGUCCGAAAUAAUGGAACCAAGUGAAGAGAUGUGCAAAAGUUUAGCCAAGUGGCUUAAAAAAACUGUACCAAAUAAAACUAACACCAUUCCAGAAAUUUGUGAUGGAGUUGCGAUGUUGGAUGCUUUAUUACAAAUUUCUCCUGAACAUUUUAGCAAACUUGAAUUAAAAAUUAAGAAAGAUGUUGGAGUAAACAAUUGGCGAUUAAGGAUAAGUAAUUUAAAAAAAAUUGUUGAAGCUGUGAUAGAGUAUUAUCAAGACGUUCUUACUCUGCAAAUUUUAGAUGUAGGGAUUCCAGAUGUAAAUCAAAUAGGAGAAAACAAUGAUGCUGUUCAAUUGGCCAAACUACUGCGGUUGAUCCUGGGUUGUGCAAUAAAUUGCGACAGAAAGCAAGAAUAUAUUACAAUGAUCAUGCAAAUGGAAGAAUCUAUUCAACAAAAUAUAAUGCAAGCUAUUCAACAAUUAGAAGAGGUGACAGGAGGGCCAGGUCGUUCUGGUUUAAGUCUUUUGAUUUUAGAUAGUGAUACAAGAGUUAUGAAACUAGUGAGUGACUUAGAAUCAUCAAAUAAGUCUAGGGAGGGUCUUAUACAGCAAGUAGAAACAUUAGAACAACAAGUGCAAUCUCUUUUAUAUGAAAAACGAAUACUACAAGAUCAAAAUCAAGCUUUACUAGAGAAAGAAGCAAAGAAUCCUCAAGAGAGUAUUAGGAAGCAACUGGAUUCUCUAAAAGAGGAAUUAUUUAAAUCUGAGGUCCGUGCAGAAGAUUUAAAAAGCAAAUUAUUAGAAAAAGAAAAACAAAUGAUAACUUUUCAAGAAAAAAUUAAUGAGUUGCAAGUUAGUGCUAAUGAAUCAGCUAAGUUGAAAGAUGAAAUAGAUGCAUUAACUGAAUCAGCAGGAAAAGUUGCUGAUUUAGAAUUAGCCAUAGACUCCUAUAAAAAACGAUUAGAAAAUUAUCAGGAUAUAAAGAAAACUCUACAAAAACUUGAAGAAAAAAAUGUGGAAUAUAUUCAAAAGAAUAUGGAAAUGGAAGAAGAACUUGCUAAAAAUAAUACAUGGAAAUCUCAGUGUGAAGCAUAUAAAAGCCAAAUUGUAGAACUGCAGCAAAAAUUAGAUGAAGAAACUCAAAGAGCUGACAAAGCACAAUUUAAUUUAGAUAAAAUAAAAUCAAAGAUUAUAAGUUUACAAGGAGAAAAGGAAAGACUGAUUUUGGAAAGGGAUAAUUUAAAGGAAGAAAUUGAAGAGCUGAAACUUGGUCCAAGGGAAAGUGGAGCAGCAGUAUCUGAAGAAUUGACACAAACGGAAUUGGAAAAAAGACUUAAAUUGGUAGAAAAAGAAAACAAAACAUUAAGAAGUUCCAGUCAGGAAAUGGAAUCUAAACAGGCACAAUUAGAUAGUUCAUUAAACAGAAUUGAAAAACUGCAACAAAAAAAUCGGAACUUGAAUCAAACUGUUCUAAAACUAGAAGCACAAAUAGAAGAACUCAAAAUGCAACAAACAGAAACACAAGGCAUUUCUAUUAAUAGUUCAAUAGUGAAAGAGUACAGGCAAAAAAUAAGUAUUUUACAGGAGACUUUGGCAUCUAAAGAUAAUGAAUUACAAUCAUUACAAACAAAAUAUAAUAGAAGUGUGGAGAAAGCUCGUGAGGUAGCUCAACAUUUAGAAUUUAAAUCUAAUGGGGAUAAUACCUCUUUAACACAAUCUAAUAUUAAGGAGCUCGAGGGAAGAUUACUAACUGCCGCCUUCCACCGAUUAACUAUAAACUCUCAUAGGGAAAGCAUGGAUGAGAGACUAAGUGUAUUACAUGGUGCACAAGGCCAGUCUUUUUUAUCUCGUCAGAGAACACCAACACCUAGAAAGCCGAUACAGAGAUACAAAUCUAAGUAAUUGUGAAUAGAAAAUCAAGUUGUACCAGCAGUUGGUUUUAUUUACUUAUUCCAUCAGGUAAUGGAAUUUUUAUUCAUUGUAUCCUAAGCCAGAUUACUGUGUAUGGUGUAUAGAUGUUGGUUGGGGGUUAUGAUAUAUACAUUUCCUCCAUACCUCUCUCUUUCGUUUGAUCUUUCACACCAUUCCAUUUUAUCUCAUUUGUCUCAGCACUUUUUCCACAUUUUCUAUCCAUGUUCUUCUCCGUCUUCCUCUAUAAGUAUUACUUACUAUUUUGGAUUCAAGCGUUCUUAUUUUUUGGUAUUCUGGUUUCGGACAUCUGAUAUAUGUUUCCUUAUUUUAUUUUCUAUGUUCCUUACGAAUCAUAUUUUUAUAUUUUGGUACUUUAUUUUCCCAAAGAAUGAUGCUUUCUUUGAACUACAUGAUUUACUAACUUUUCUAGUUUUUCUUUUAUUUCUGGCUACAAUAUGCUAAUACUUUCUAUUAUUACACUUUCAUAUUUAUAGCUUUUGACUUGUUUAUUUGGUUUUCCGUGUAUUUGAAUAUAAUUCACAUCUUUUCUCACUAUUAUCACGGUUUUAGUUUUAUUUGUAUUUAGUCUCACAUUUACUUUAUUCUCGUAUUUCAUAUUUUCGAGUUAUGUUGUAGAUCCUCUUCUGGUUUCGGUAAUAAGUAAUACCCAAUCAUCUGUAAAUAUCACUUCCAUUAUAUGUUGUUUCCAUCAUUCAAACCCCUAUAUUUUUUCAUCUGACUUGUUUUUUUAUUACUACUGUUGAGAAAAGUAGUAGGCUAAUUACACAUCUUUGUUAACACUGAUCUUUUUGCUAAAUUUCCUCGAUUCUUAGUUGUUCGCGCGUACCACAUUUUUAUUAUUUUUGGACAUUGCUUUUACCAUUGUUAUUGUCUCAUUGUUUGAUCAAACAUUUUCACCAGAUUAAUUUCUCACUUAAUUGUAAAUAUGAAGUUGAUUGUGUUUCUCCCACUUCUAAAGCCACAUUGUGAGUCCUCUAAAGAGUCUUCAACCCUAUUACUUUUGUCCCUAUUAUUCUAGUCAUUAUAUUUAUUGGAAUGUUUCUCAUAAUUUAUUUUGUUGCAAAUUUUAUAUACAUAUAUAUAUAUAUAUAUAUAUAUAUAUAUAUAUAUAUAUAUAUAUAUAUAUAUAUAUAUAUAUAUAUAUAUAUAUAUGGGUUGUUUCAUUUCUAGAUUCUAAUCUUCCUAUUCCUGGCGCUUGUCCUACUGUUUUAAUUGUUUCUACUAGUUAUUGUUUUCUUAUCUUGUCGGAAUCUUUUUUAAUGCCUGUUUCUAUCGUCUCUUCCUCAAUUUCCUUUUAUAUAUAAAUUAUAGAUUUGUGUUCGAGAUUCUCUUUAGUUUUCUGUGUACGAAAUAUAUCCACAAUUUUUCAUCUUUUACUUUAAUUGACACUUCUUUUUAUAAUGUUUCAUAGUUUUCAUAAUCUUCUUUAUUUUUUGGAUUAAUAUAUUUCAUUCUUUUUUGACUAUCCUUCCUUUCAUAGCCUUAGAAGUUGUAAUCAAUAGGCUGUAGUUUGUGUACAUAUGCUUGUGCCGAAGCUCGUAAUAGAUGUAACUGUAUAGCAUAAAUUUAAGCCAAAACCGAUAUUUUGAAAAAUUAUCUUAUAUCGAAGUUCAUCAGCCAUUGAGUUUUUUUUUACAGAUAUGUGCAAAUGUUUCCCACUUUCUUUAGCUACUAGACACUUGGUAUGGUUAUGAUAACAAUGUUUAUGAUACCACACUUCCAUUGCAAAUGUAUCUGCUCAUUCUUCGCAAUUGCCAAUUUUUGUGAAAACAUCAUCUUAUUUUUUCGGGCAGUAUUUGAACUGUGUUCUGCUGCUAAAAUUUCAUAACAUAAGAAUAGAGUUUCGUUCUUAUUUCUUAUUUGUUCACCACAAAUUGAACAUUUCUGAUUUUUAUUAAGUGUUCACUUCUUGAUGACGAACGAGCACGUUGGCUACCUGAAGUAUUUACAUCUGUAAAAGAGGUGGAAGUAGAGGCAUUCUCCUGCUUUAGUAAUGCUAAUUCUCGACGCCUUAUUUUCUCUUUACUUAUAUAAGUUGCAAUACAAGCUCCAUUCCAGAAACAAUUGUGUGCAGUAAAGUCCAAUUUCUAUUUUUUUACUGAUAUCAACUUUCCUCCCAUCUGCUGCUAUUUGAAUACUAAUAUUCGUUUAUGGUUUUAAAUUUUUCACUAAAUCCCCUGUUUUAUCACAAAACAAAUACGAAAAUCCAUUUAGUUUUCGCUUCUUUACAUUUAUCACUUCCAAAAAAAACUUAAAUAUAAUUACAUAGAUACGCAAAAAUAAACCGUUAUGGGCUACAAAUUCUUUUCUGACUACUCCAAGCGCUGACAUAGUAGCAGAAAGAGGGUGGGGGAAAAAUUGAAGGGACCAGCACAGCUGCCGGCAACAUUGAUUUUCUAUUAUUUAGGGUUACAGGUAGAAGAAUUUGGCCAUAGUUUCCGGUUAUCACAUUUUGCAUAUUCAACUCCAUCCAGCGCCUGGACUAAAUCACGAGUUUUAAGACAUAUUUUCUAAAAUUUAAAACAGGAAUAAAAUGAGGUUUCGUACUUAUAUGUAUAAUCAAUAAAAACACAUUUUUAAUAACUUUUCAUUUUUCAUCUCUUUGUCAGUAUUAUUGUAUGUUAAAUCGGAAUGAAAUGAACAUAUUAAAAUGGAAGUGGUUUCUCUCAUUUUUCCUUUUCUAUACUGGUAAAAUCGAAGAAAAAAUGAUGACGUCGCAUCCACUUAACUUUGCCGAGAUUAUUACCAAGUUCUAAAUCUACAAAGCAUUCAACUAUUGCCACCUCUGCUAUGAUUUU
Messenger RNA from Diorhabda sublineata, 4761 nucleotides. It is a transcript of the gene hook, whose product is annotated as protein hook. Lineage: Eukaryota; Metazoa; Arthropoda; Insecta; Coleoptera; Chrysomelidae. The transcript is spliced from 2 exons. Gene Ontology annotation, molecular function: dynein light intermediate chain binding; microtubule binding. The record is from RefSeq and is a predicted model, not a curated record. Gene Ontology annotation, cellular component: cytoplasm; centrosome. The coding region runs from base 62 to 1933 and encodes 623 amino acids. Gene Ontology annotation, biological process: cytoplasmic microtubule organization; cytoskeleton-dependent intracellular transport.